This is a messenger RNA of Engraulis encrasicolus (European anchovy), 1135 nucleotides long. RefSeq names its product cerebellin-1-like. The transcript is spliced from 4 exons. Bases 268 to 1044 code for a protein of 258 amino acids. NCBI's taxonomy places the organism in Eukaryota, Metazoa, Chordata, Actinopteri, Clupeiformes, Engraulidae. The record is from RefSeq and is a predicted model, not a curated record. Gene Ontology annotation, molecular function: protein binding.
GUGUCUUUCUCUGCCUCUGUGCUAACAUCUGGUAGUGGAAACAUUGGACCCAUGUCAGCACAGCAACCCUGGUCUACAAAAAUGUUAUAACCGACAUUGGCAGUGCAUACAACAACACAGCCAAAAGAGCACUCAACGGCUGACUUGCAGGCUACAUGACUGACAACUUUUUACUCAAAAGAUAUUUGCACGUACCAAUGUCAAAUAUCCACGUCAUUGUCCUGAGGCACGAAAUCGUGAUAUAAAUCACAUCCCACAUCCCUAGGGAUGAGAGCCAUGGCCAGAGGACGAAGAACCUCCACCAUGAACACUAACAGGGCUCUGCUUGCUCUGCUGUGCUUGUGUUUGGCCGAGACCGAUGGUGAAAGCAGCGGCACUCUCCAAGAGGGCCCUGGAGCCGCUGCCUCCACCCAGCCGGACAUCCACGCCGUGCUGAGAGAGAUGACCAGCCUCAUCACAGAGCAGAGAGUGGAGCUCAAGUGCACCAAGACACAACUGGAGGCUGUGGAGAGCAGACUGAAGGCCAGUGAGAAGAUGGUGGAACAAUUACAGCAUGAGAGCAAAGCGCAAACCGUGAAUCUGAAUGCUGCUUUGAGCCAAGUGGAGGAUCUGAAGAAGGAGAAAGAUACCAGAAAGGUGUCUUUUUCCGCCUUACUGUGGGAAUCAGGAAGUGAGACACAAGGACCAUUCUCUGAAGCAACUACUUUGGUCUUCAAGCGCGUCAUCACAAAUGUUGGGAAUGCCUACAACUCAAACACAGGGAUCUUCACAGCGCCAGUUAGAGGCGUAUACCAGUUUCUUAUGUUUGCUCAUGGCCACGGCCAUGCAUCCCACCCCGUUGUAAUUGCUCUUUUUAAAAAUGGGGAGCAUAUUGUCACUGCAUGGAGCCAUCAGCGAACAUACAGUGUGAACCCGUCCAAUGGAGCCUCUCUACAGCUGGAGGUGGGAGAUGUGGUCUAUGUGAAGGUGUGGGCCAACGCACGGGUGUUUGACAACGUGAACCGACACACCACCUUCUCUGGCCACCUGCUCUUCCCCAUGUGAAUCAAUCAGGGUCAAAAUUGAUGCCUGACAUACCGUAUUUUGAUUUGAGAUUUUUGAAAAUGAAACCUGUCCACGAAUGAGUGUGUUUAUU